CCAUCAGCUGAAAGCAUCUCUGGUGUCCUCCACCCUCCCUUUUCUCCCCCUCCCGUCACUCACCCAUCCUCCCCCACUUCUCUCCACACACCGAGCUGCGCAUCGCCUUCUCCGGCAAUAAUGACCAAGGAUUCCCCGGAGGAGAGCCGCGCUGCGAGCGGAGGAGGAGGAAAAAUGAGGAGAAACCGAGCCGACGACAAUGUGACCAUCCUGACAUCCUCCAUGGACUUCCACAGAGCCAGCAGGAGCCGAGCCAGCAGCGGCACUGAUGCCGCCCCUAGCGUCACCUCCUCCGUGGACCUGAGCACCUCCUCCCUGGAGAUGAGCAUCCAGACGCGGAUCUUUAAGAUCAUCGUCAUCGGGGACUCCAACGUGGGGAAGACUUGCCUAACCUUCCGCUUCACCGGGGGAAGCUUCCCUGACAAGACCGAGGCCACGAUCGGAGUGGAUUUCAGGGAGAAGGCGGUGGAGAUAGAAGGAGAAACCAUUAAGGUGCAGGUGUGGGACACAGCAGGCCAGGAACGCUUUCGGAAGUCCAUGGUGGAACACUACUACCGGAAUGUCCAUGCUGUGGUCUUCGUGUACGAUGUUACUAAGAUGGCUUCCUUCCGCAACCUGCAGACAUGGAUAGAGGAGUGUAACGGCCAUCGGGUGUCUGCGUCUGUGCCUCGGGUUCUUGUGGGAAACAAGUGUGACCUCGUGGAUCAAAUACAGGUGCCUUCCAACAUGGCGCUGAAGUUCGCCGACGCCCACAACAUGCUGCUGUUCGAGACGUCCGCGAAGGACCCAAAGGAGACCCAGAAUGUGGAUUCCAUCUUCAUGUCGCUGGCCUGCCGCCUGAAAGCCCAGAAGUCUCUGCUGUACAGAGACGUGGAGCGGGAGGACGGGAGGGUCAGGCUCUCACAGGAGACUGAAACCAAAAGUAACUGUCCCUGUUGAGCAAAAUGAGCUUAAGAGGGAAUGAGAGAAGGGGGAGAACAAGAGUGGGUGUCAGUGUGUAGCGGGACGAGGAGAACACGAGGGCGGAGGAAAACGUUUCGAGUUUAAAAGGCCGGUGGGGUGAGUAGAUGUGCUGAGAGCACGGUGAUUUAGGAGGAGAUGGACAGAAGAAGAGUUCAGACUAAAACAUCCCGUUUGUGGGGAAGUAGGUAACGGUACAUUUAACAGCUUCAGACUGACGCGACGCUGCCUCUUAGACUACAAUAAAGAAACUUCUUCCACUCACCUCAACGUUCAGACACUUCCCGGGAACAAGCAAGCCUCGGAUUCCUGUUCAACUCAAACGCUUAGUCCAGCGUUUGCUUUUUCAAACUAACUGCUCGACUGCCUUACGAUCAAAAUGCUGCCUCUGGCGUAGUUUUCAUGACCGUUGAGGAGAAGCAGCCUAAACAUCUAGACAGACCGUAGCAGUAGAAUAAGAUUUAGCUCUGCAGGUCGGGCUAGCCACGCUCCACUGCAGCCUCAGCAGAUCUAGCACUGGCGCAAGCAGUUUUAGGUCGGGCCAAUCACAGCGCUCUCUGUUUUUCUAGACGUUAGGUGGGCGUGGCACCAGAGCAGCAACAGAGGAAUGCGACUCAGCAAUGGCACAUGUUUGUAACGGCUCUGGAUGAUUUAGACUUUCUUUUAUUUUUUUAAAAAGGAUGUUUUUGCUUUUUCUUUGAUGGUGUACGGCAGACUGCCCGGUUGACUGAUUGCCAUGGUGAUGACUACAUCACGUUGUUUGUUGCUCUGAUUGGUCCCGCCGCUGUCCAAUUACAUUUGAAGACAGUUUGAAUGACAGCCAUAGAUUCCACCCCACGACUGCACUCUGUCUUUGGGUCGUGGCGAGACUAUGGCUUGUGACGCUUGAGGGGAAGUGGAGACGUGUUUUAACAGACCGAGAUGACCUGAAGUUCAACUUUACUCAGAUUUGUAAUACAUUUGCAGCGGUCUCUAGUAGGAAUGAAUGCCUUGUAAGUCGUACUCUGGGGGGAAAAGUUAGCCUGUUUCAGCAUAGAGAGGGGAAAGUAGCUUCAGGCGGCAGGAUCUGGAGUCUUAUUUCCUGAUAUUUUGGACAUCUCUCCUCUGAUUGGCUGACUGUUAGCUUUGCAACGUUGAUGUUUUUAUCUCCACAAAUAACACAAGCCUGAAGGAGUUCUGCUGUGUGCUGGAGUUGCUAAUGCUAACAGUUAGCUUCUACAAGCCGAGACGUUCUCUGCCGUUUCCUGGACGCUAAACCAACAACAGCCUUCCCGUCGCGAGUCAAGAUGGGUGCAUCCAAGGUGACAGUGUGACGUAGAUCCGUCAGGAUUUUCCAUCCAAGUUUAUUUUCUAUCAGAAGCUGAUGCAGGAGAUAGGUGCAGGAGACUAUUUUCACAUUCAGCCUGCAUGAAUAGCUCAGAGUGACCCGUUAUAAUCAGAAAUAAUCAUUAGAAAUGCUUUUCCAGUGAAGUUGGCCUUUAACCAAACAAGACGAGACAAAUCAGACAAUAGAUGCUCCUCAUAUUAACUCAGCCUGUCAUGGGUCCUGCAGGCUCCUUGACUUGAAGGUUUCCUCAAAACAAGCUAUUUAUAGUUCUUUUGGCAGCGUGUCACCUAUUGAUCUGAAGGAUCCUCUUACUCCCCCCAUGUGGGAGAAACACUCUUACAAGAAGGCAAGGCUCCUCUUUCUCCUGAUGCUCUCCCAUGACACGGGGCUCAGCCAGCUCUCUCUUUGUGUGCAAAUCCAGCCUCAGCCUUAUGCGACUUUGGCACAGACGCUUCGCUCGCGUCCUUUUUCCUGACGAGCAGCAGUUCUGUUUGAGUUUCUGUGGAUUUAUUCUCAUGGUAGAUAGGAUUCAGCUGCAUCGGGACCACUGCCUCCGAGAAAGAGCAGGAAAAGAAAACCGUGACCACUGUAGCACGACUUCUACGCAACGUCCAGAAAUACAUGCAGGAGUAUCCGAGGAAACGUGAAACACAACCAUAUUGAUUAAUAUUUACAGAAAGGAUGAUUUACUCGGAGAAGCCUUCCUGCUGGGCUGUGGGUGACGGAACACGCUGUACAUAACCCAGAUCGUAUAAAGCAUCAAAUAUCCUGACGGGGAAAUGUGUCCGUCACAUCUGGCACCACAGUUUAUGUUUUAAUCACCGUAGCCUGCUUUUGGCCAACGCUAUUAUCCUUUAUGUGCGUGAUUCUGUCUCUCCUCCAUGCUGGUUAACCGAUCUGUUAAACUAUUUUAUAAGUUCAAACCCUGAGAUCCAAACAAGGUUCAUCAUCUUUUUGAUCAUCUCGAGUCACGGGCAACAAUAGCCCACCAUCUUUCAGUACCAGAGUUUUCUCAGAACGUACAAAAACUGAUCCGGUCACUAGGGUCAAAAUGGUUUAUAUCCAGAGGUGGAAAGUAACGAAUUACAUUUACUCACUUUACUGUAAUUGAGUAGCGUUUUUGCAUAUUUAUACUUUGUAAGUCGUUUUUAAAAGCUGUACUUUUGCGUGAGUACGUUUUUAAAAAAGAAUUGUAAUUCCCUACAUUUUAAAUCACAUCCGUUACUGAGUAAAAACAAAUUAUAGGCUUAAUAAAUUAAAAACAUUACGAGUAGCAGCGUCUGAACCUGAGAGACACCUGCGUGAGUGCCGCGUCUAAACCGUGAGGGGGGGUGGGGGUGUACACUUUAGCUCAAAGACAUCAGUUCAGUCCCUGUGAUCCACUCGCUGUUCACCUCCUCUCUCCCUCCUCUCCUGUGGGUUGGAACCCGCACCUUCGCGCACCGGUGUGACGUCAUCAGAAUUCUGCUCGGUUCGGUAGCCGGACUCAGUUCUGUGUUUGAAAUGUGUUUCUCUACCGCUCCGCACGGAAGCGACAAAAUAACGUUCAGCGCUCCUAACAAGCGGAUUCUCAGCACUUUGCUUAUAAAACAGGAUACCUGCAGGCCUCUGAGAGUUAACACAUCCUGAUACUGUUCAGGUGUAAACAUUGUGCUCCAUCCCUGUGUUUGAACUCAGAAGAUGCUCCUUGAUGCCACACAUAUGUGAUGAUUUAGCUUGUUUCUUUAUUUUACUCCAGAAUAAGAGAUUAAAUUAUUACUAAAGCAGUUCAAUGUAGUUCAAUUAGUCAUUCACAUGAUUCUAACAUGCUGCAGUGUGUGUGUGUGCGUGUGUGCGUGUGCGUGUGUGUGUGUGUGUGUGUGUGUGUGUGUGUGUGUGUGUGUGUGUGUGUGUGUGUGUGUGUGUGUGUGUGUGUGUGUGCGUGCGUGUGUGUGUGUGUGUGUGUGUGUGUGUGUGUGUGUGUGUGUGUGUGUGUGUGUGUGUGUGCGUGUGUGUGUGUGUGUGUGUGUGUGUGUGUGUGUGUGUGUGUGUGUGUGUGUGUGUGCGUGUGUGUGUGUGCGUGCGUGUGUGUGUGUGUGUGUGUGUGUGUGUGUGUGUGUGUGUGUGUGUGUGUGUGUGUGUGUAUUACACAUAUAGGACUGCAGGAGACAGCGUGGUUUCAUCAAAUCCAUGCAUCUUAUAUCUUGGCUGAAGUAACGGCUCAGGAAAAUAACAUAUUUCAUAAAUAAUGACGUCUCUGCAGCGUCUAUGAUAAUGUUUUAUCUUAUCUUUGGUCUGGGAGGGGUAACUUAUCAUGAUACAAGCCUUUUAAAACAUGUUAAAGUGCUACAAGAGGAGAUGAAUGCAUGAAUUUAAAGUUCAUGUUUGGAGACCAACCUUCACAGUUUGGAGGCUCACGCUGGUGAGGAGACACCGUUAGUUCUAGUAACACCUGGGCUCCCAAGGCCUGUUCUGACAGGAUGGACGUUACGGGACCCUUAAGGAUUCCAGUUGGAUGAUUGGAGGAUUAUUUAGGAGGACUGGAAUGAACAAACUGAUUUCAGUGGUGAAGGGUUAAAUGAGUGAGUGAACCCACCACCAAGGAUGAACUCUGCUAACUUUAAGAAUCAGCUGCUCUAAAUAAGCAUGAAGGUCAGAGAGGAGCUCUAGGAUGGACAUGGAUACAGGAACUGUAAUGUAGAGGUAAAGUAGGGCAGGGCCGACGUUAGCAGCUGUCAUACGCUCCAUCUGAGAUGUUUGACUUUAGCUUGUUAUGUGGCAGGUUAGAGCACAGUCUCAUGUUAGAGUGUUGUCAUGAGAACAUUGAGAUACCUCACACGCUGAUGGCAUCUUAAAAUGAACUUUUUUUCUUUUUUCAAAAUAAAGAAUAAUUUUAAUCACAACUGAAACGUACCAUCCUAGAAAACCUCGUCCAAUCAAUGUGCACGUCCUGUUCUCACUGGCUGGGUAAAAAUCCCUCCAUCAAACUGUGUGUGUGUGUGUGUGCGUGCGUGCGCGUGUGUGUGUGUGUGUGUGUGUGUGUGUGUGUGUGUGUGUGUGUGUGUGUGUGUGUGUGUGUGUGUGUGUGUGUGUGUGUGUGUGUGUGUGUGUGUGUGUGUGUGUGUGUGUGUGUGUGUGUGUGUGAGAACUGGUGUGAUUUUGUACUGAUGUAGCCAUCUUUAUUCCGACAAAAAUGUAACUAAGUAACUUUUACGUUGAGUAUAUUUUAUUUAUGAUACUUUUUUACUUUUACUUGAGUACAAAUUUAGGCAAGUACUUUUACUUGUACUUGAGUAAAAAAUUAUCAAAGUAUUGGUACUCGUAAUUAAGUAGGACAUUUUAGUACUCUUUCCACCUCUGUUUAUAUCUAACCUCAAAUAUAAAAACACAACAGAUUUCACCUGGUUGUUACUCAGUAAAUAAAAACAAAGACAAAACUGUGAAGACUAAAUCCGCCCUGCUGCUUCCAUGGGAUUUAUGAGGUUCAAGACUGACCCGGAGCUCCUCUAUGAAAGACGAAGUUUGCUGCUCUGGAGCAUACAGCUGUGUGUUAACACAACGCCAAAAAGGAAAGACAUCAAUGAUCUUUUUCACCCCAUCAACCGUCCCACGGACGUCAUGGCAGGUUUACCUCAAUGAUAGACUAGACAGCAGUAGCUCAGGAGGUAGAGCGGGUUGCCCAGUAAUCGGAAGGUUGCAGGUUUGAUCCCAGCUCCGGACAGAGAAUUCCGCUAUUGUGUUCUUGGGCAAGACACUUAACCCGCCUUGCCUGCCCACCUCUGACUCUGAAAGGCGCUAUAGGGAGCCUAAGUCUACUCCUGCACCACGGGUCCCCGGAAGAACGAACAAAUGAAUGCAAGUCAACGGGGCUAAAAACGCUAUUUUGUAAUCUGCUUAGCCUUACUCCCUGGAUCACACAUGUGUUGUACUGCAAUUUAAAUGAGAAGUAAUGAUGGGUGUUUUGACCACGCCAGUCACGUACUUUGAAAAUUUAUUAGCUUGUAAAAGUUCGUAAUUAGUGGGAUUACAAACUAGAAAUGGGCACGUCGCAUAUGUGACGUCACCACAUAAUCUCCUCUCCCCUAGCGUAGCUGCUACGUACCACAUGACCAGAUUUAUGGUGCUUCUUUCCUCCUGUGGGAAGUUUGCUGAACUUACAGCCCUUUUCCCAGUUUCCUCCGUGUCUGGUUCGAUGACGUCACUUUCGUGAAGCGCAUUUGUAGUCCUGGACUUAUUUUCACACAAAACCUAAAAUAUCCCCCCAACCCCGUUUGUGAAUAAGCACGUUCUUGGUAUCAAAGUAUGUCUUUAAAAUUCACGGACAUCAUACGUGAAAUCCAUGGCGCAUAACAAACGGAAUUAGAAAAUAACAUUUUUAGCCCCGUUGACUUGCAUUCAUUUCUUCGUUCUUCCGGGGACCCGUGGUGCAGAAGUAGACUUAGGCUCCCUAUAGGCAUGAACAUGUAAAAGCCCCAUUGGGCGCAGGAAGGCAUAACAGCAUCGCCGCCAUAUUGGAUGGGUCCCUCAUUCUCAAAACCCAACUGGAUCCAACGCAGAGUGAGCAACUAUGCCUGUUUUUAUGUGCAGCCUAUGACUGCAACAAUCGACGCACUGUUGUUGACUUUUCUAGCCUAUCUGUUGGGAUUUUAUAUUUUAAUUUGUUUUAUUUUAUUAUAUUCAUAUUUUAACUAUCAUGCCAAACCAUAUACCUGAAUAAACCACAUGUCAUCUGGAACAUCGUUAUUAAGGACAGAUGGGACCAAAGUAGAGAUGUUAACCCAUAAUGCACAGCUCCAUGUUUAGAAAAUAAACUCUGUAUCAUACACAUACACAUACAAAUGGCUGACAGCAGCUGUCAGCAUGGUGGAGGAGUGCGAGUCCAUCUGGCUGACAGCUGAAGUUUGAACCAGACUGGUUCAUAAAACAGAACCCCGGUCCAAACACAGCAGCAAAUCUACAACAUGGUGUAGACCAAGGAUCUGGAAUGGUCCUCUCAAAGUCCAGAUCAACCUGACUGAAGUUCUGUUAUGGGGCCUUCAGAGGGCUGAACAGAAACAUCAAUGGACUGAAGGUUCAGGUGGAACCUGUUGUGUGUUUUUACAACUUAAAUUGGCAUCAUUUUAGAUCCUGAUUUAGACUAAAAUCUGUAAAAUGAUGAUUCCUCGGACUAGAUGAUCUUAACCUGUCCAGAGAGUUUAACUCCAGAGACUGUAAACUUUCUUAGCCUUUCACUGUAAACCUAAUUCCUCAUUCUUUCAAUCUUUGUAAACCAAGCAUCCACAGCUCGCAAGCUUUUCUUCUCUCUUCGUUUCCUCUUAACCUGUUUUAUAAAACCUGUUUUCGGCUCUGCCUCUUGUUGAAUUUGUAUUUAUGUUACUCCUAAAAUGAUGCUCUUGACAUGUUUUUCUAACUUUCUGUAUUUCUUCAGAAAGUCUUUUGUAAUAUUAAACUUAUUUCAGCUGCAGAAUCUGUGUGAACAGCAGUAGGACAGGUGGGACUCAUCUUCACAGCUUUCUGAUUUUAUUCAAACUGAGAAGAGCUUUUAUAUUCUAUCAGUUGUUUUCUUCUUUAUGUAAUAUUGUUGUUACAACCCCACAAAUGGACAUCAGAUGUAAAAUGUUGAAGAAAUGUUGCCUGACUCAGGUUUCCUCUUCCUUUUAAAUAUUUUAACCCGAUAACCUUUGUGUUUCUGUGGGAUUUUAGCAGCACAUCUACGUGUUCCACGCUCCACUUGGUAACUGCUUUCAUCAGACCGAUCCCUUUCCAGACAGAAAUAACCAAUAUCUCUUCUGCUCAUCUGUUCUCUUACUCUCUACCUUUGAUCUUGUCUUCAUUGUUCAUGUUUAUGCUGCUCUGCUGUUCUAUUUCUAUCUUCAUCCUGCUGUUUUGCAGCCCAGAGUCUCCAUGUCAUCUCCUGAUUCGCUGCUACUGCAUCUGUGUGAAAUAUUGGCUCAGUAAUUUAUGAGUUGCAGUACCACUCCCCACCACUAGAGGCUAGAGUACACUAGCAUGCAUAAAAUAGGAGUGUGAAUACAUGUUUUAUCAUGGAAGUUUCACCUGAAGAAUAAACCUGAGUUUGACAAACUUC
This is a messenger RNA of Nothobranchius furzeri (turquoise killifish), 8354 nucleotides long. RefSeq names its product RAB33A, member RAS oncogene family (gene rab33a). Lineage: Eukaryota; Metazoa; Chordata; Actinopteri; Cyprinodontiformes; Nothobranchiidae. The record is from RefSeq and is a predicted model, not a curated record. Gene Ontology annotation, molecular function: GTP binding; GTPase activity. Gene Ontology annotation, biological process: Rab protein signal transduction.